AGUGGCGUUGAUUCCAUCACCCUUGGUUUUGUCAACGGUGCUCCUGAUGCCUCUGGGUAUCCCAGCCUCAACUUUGGACCCAACUGCUGGGCAGAGUCUUAUCCGGGCAACCUUGGCUUGCCCUCGAAGCUCUUGAGCCAUUGCAUGUCCCUCCAGUCAGACAUUCCUUACUGCAGGUCCAAAGGUGUCAAGGUUAUUCUGAGUAUCGGAGGCGUAUACAACGCUCUGACUUCCAACUACUUCGUGGGAGACAACGGAACAGCAACCGACUUUGCUACAUUCCUUUACAAUGCUUUUGGUCCUUACAAUGCGAGCUACACGGGCCCUCGCCCCUUUGACGACAUCACUACGGGCCUCCCCACCUCUGUCGAUGGCUUCGACUUUGAUAUUGAGGCAGACUUUCCCAACGGGCCUUACAUCAAGAUGAUUGAGACGUUCCGCUCUCUCGACUCCUCCAUGCUGAUAACCGGUGCUCCUCAGUGCCCUACUAAUCCUCAGUACUUCGUCAUGAAGGACAUGAUCCAGCAGGCGGCCUUUGACAAGCUGUUCAUCCAGUUCUACAACAACCCGGUUUGUGACGCCAUUCCUGGCAACACCGCCGGCGACAAGUUCAACUACGAUGACUGGGAGGCUGUGAUUGCUGGCAGCGCCAAGAGCAAGUCGGCCAAGCUGUACAUUGGACUUCCCGCUAUCCAGGAGCCUAAUGAGUCUGGCUACAUUGACCCGAUCGCGAUGAAGAACCUGGUCUGCCAGUACAAGGACAGGCCGCACUUUGGUGGAUUGUCUCUGUGGGAUUUGUCACGUGGUUUGGUCAACAAUAUCAACGGAACCUCGUUCAACCAGUGGGCGCUCGACGCGCUGCAGUACGGA
Molecule: messenger RNA, 870 nt
Organism: Trichoderma reesei QM6a
Lineage: Eukaryota; Fungi; Ascomycota; Sordariomycetes; Hypocreales; Hypocreaceae
Exons: 2
Biological process (GO): carbohydrate metabolic process
Cellular component (GO): extracellular region
Molecular function (GO): chitinase activity
Source: RefSeq, a predicted model, not a curated record